Messenger RNA from Fundulus heteroclitus (mummichog), 916 nucleotides. It is a transcript of the gene apom, whose product is annotated as apolipoprotein M. Gene Ontology annotation, cellular component: high-density lipoprotein particle; very-low-density lipoprotein particle; low-density lipoprotein particle. NCBI's taxonomy places the organism in Eukaryota, Metazoa, Chordata, Actinopteri, Cyprinodontiformes, Fundulidae. The record is from RefSeq and is a predicted model, not a curated record. Gene Ontology annotation, biological process: high-density lipoprotein particle assembly; high-density lipoprotein particle clearance; high-density lipoprotein particle remodeling. Gene Ontology annotation, molecular function: lipid carrier activity; phospholipid binding. The coding region runs from base 89 to 661 and encodes 190 amino acids. The transcript has 7 exons.
CGUGCUGCAACAUUGCAUAAAGUCAGAACGUGUCGUCAGGUUUCAAAGGCGUUUUAGUUUCCAGAGCAAACUGUUUUAACUUGCAGCUAUGUUAGGUGUAGCCUUGUCAUAUUUUCUGCAUUUUUACACUUUGGUUUAUCAUAUUUUUGUUCCCUGCGUGGAUCCUGAGCAGCUGCUCGUGAAAUCUGUUGAUCAGCAUCAGUAUCUGGGGAAAUGGUUCUUCAAGGCGGCUGUCAGUCGGAGGGCGGCGGACAUCAGCAAGUUCAAGAUGUUUGACAACAUCGCCUUCACCAUGGAGGGCACCGCCGACAGGACGCUGGUCUUGACCGGAUACAUGCGGAUGGGAGAUGACUGCAUAAAACACAAUUGGACCUAUCAUAUACAGCCUGGGAGGGACGACAUGGUGCUGGAAGGAAGGACGUACCGCAGGAACCUCCUCUGGAACGGCACGUGGGCCAACUGCCAGGACUGCAUCAUUUUCCAGGAAGUAGAGCCGCCUCUAAAAGAGACCGACUCAGAGGACUCUCUCAACAGAUUCAUGUUAUAUGUUCGGCAGAAGGAUGUCGACUCUGAGGUGGUGACAACGUUUCUUAGAAAUUCAGCUUGCCAUAACAUGAAGGAGAGCGUCAGACUACCUCAUGAGAAAGAGUUUUGCAUCUAGACGUGAGAGCCCAGUCCCAGGAACUGGCGCUGCAGCUGCUGAGGGCUGACGACCCACCCAUAAAAAACUAAACAGGAAAUCCCAGCAUUCACAUGAAGGACGGAGCAGUUUGUCUGCUGAAAUAAAUGUCUUACUUCUUUUUCACCUUAUCAGAACAGCAUUGAUCUGUGGAUGUGACCUGCAUCAUCAGAUAUAAAAUGUAUAUUUCCUUCACUUUUACAUUUCUCUGAAUAAACAAAGCUUCAUUAUUGAUAA